CGUUCAACGGGGAACAGUCGUUGCAGGAUACUAAAUAUUUCUUAAUUUCUUCCGUCAUACCACUUGGUGGGUUUCGGAUUCCUAUUGAAUCAUAUUGCAGUGUGGGAGGAGCUGAAGUGGAGGAAGUCGCUCUACAGCAGUUUGGGUAAUGUUCCUUCAGAUUCAGUUGUGAAAACGAAUCUGACCGCGACCCGCGCUGUGUUUUCAGAGAGAGAGCGUCGGACGUUUCCGAGCGCAGAAAGAAGAAGUAGCGGGUUGACUGAGGAGGGAGGUUUUGCGGAGCAGCGUUUUAAACUGCCUAUACAGACUAAACUCUGAGUUCACCGGUGUGAAAGCGAGCAGUAUGCAUUCGGACUGCAGGCUGCUAUGGGCAGAGCGGUAAUGGUGGGCAGGGGACCGACAGAGGCCGGGCUUUUCUUCCUGUCGACUCUCAUUAUCCUCCUCACCGCCAGAAGCAGUCGAGCGCAGAAAGGUGAUGGUUGUGGCCCCAGUGUGUUGGGCCCUAGCAGUGGGACCUUGUCCUCUCUGGGUUACCCCGGGACUUACCCCAACCACACGGUGUGUGAGUGGGAGAUCAGUGUGCCGCAGGGCCGGAGGCUACACUUCCGCUUCGCUGACCUGGACAUAGAGGACAACAACUGUCAGGUCAACUACCUCAGAAUCUACGACGGUGUAGGACCCCAGAGGACCCAGAUAGUGAAGUUCUGUGGUCUGGGUCUGAAGGUUCCUGAGCUCAUCCAGUCCGAUGGGAACCGGGUCACCAUCCAGUUCAUGAGUGGAACUCACCGCAGUGGGCGGGGCUUCUCCCUGUCCUACUCCACCAUAGAACACACAGAUCUGAUCACCUGUCUCGACAAAGGAAUCCACUUCACUGAGGCAGAGUUCACAAGAUACUGUCCUGCAGGAUGUAUGACCUCUGUUGGGGAGAUUGCUGGGACUGUUCCCCAUGGCUACAGAGACUCAUCUCCAGUGUGUCUAGCAGCCAUCCAUGCAGGUGUAGUGUCUAACUCUGUGGGCGGUCAGAUCAGUGUGGUCAGCAGUAAGGGCAUCCCUCACUAUGAUGGCUCGCUGGCUAACAACGUCUCCUCCACUGUUGGUCCCUUGUCCAACAGCCUCUUCACUUUCAAGACCAGUGGUUGCUAUGGGACACUGGGUCUAGAGUCGGGCGUUGUUAGGGACUCCCAGCUUUCUGCUUCCUCUGUGUGGGAAUGGAGUGACGUGAUUGGCCAGCCCAGCGAGUGGGCCCCAUCUGGGGCCCGCCUUAAAAGGGUGGGGCUUCCCUGGGCGUCGGCUCACAGCGACCAGCAGCAGUGGCUACAGGUGGACCUGAAGAAGGAGAAGAGGAUUACAGGCAUCACCACUACAGGUUCCACCCUCCUGGAGUAUCAGUUCUACGUGUCAGCCUAUCGGAUCCUCUAUAGCAAUGAUGGACAGUACUGGAGCACCUAUCGGGAGGCAGAUGCUACCCAGGACAAGAGUUUUCAAGGAAACACCAACUAUCUCCAGGAAGUGCGCAAUAACUUCAUCCCACCAAUCGAGGCGCGAUAUGUGAGGAUGAGCCCCACCCAGUGGCACCAGCGAAUUGCCCUUAAGUUUGAGCUGCUCGGAUGCCAGUUCCAUCAAGCUAGGCCACGGAUAAACCACCCCCCUCGUCCUCCCCCAGUGACCACAGACACCCCCUCACUGUACGGCUUGACCACCCACACCCCUGAAAUCAGAAACACCACCAUGCCCCCACGCACCAGUAACGAUGUGGCAUUGGCAGCAGUGUUGGUGCCAGUGUUGGUCAUGGUUCUGACCGCCCUCGUCUUGACCAUGGUCUGUGCCUGGCACUGGAGAAACAGGAAGAAGAGUUCAGAGGGGGCUUAUGAUUUACCUCAUUGGGACCGUACAGACUGGUGGAAGAGUAUGAAGCAGUUCCUGCCGUCCAAGAUGGCGGAGGGGGAGCAGUCAGUCCGCUACUGCAGCAGUGAAGUGGGCCGGCUCAGAGGAAGAGGGAUCGCCCCCAGACUACAGGCCAAACCUGCAGAAUAUGCCCAGCCCCUGGUGAGCGGUGUGGUGACAUCACUAGGUCAGAGAUCAACCUUCAAGCCAGAGGAAGGUUCUGACCACUGCUACACUGACCCUGACCUGUACGGUGCUCCUAUGGCAACAGACAUCUACCACGCCUAUGCUGAACCCCUGCCCGCCUCCGGUGCUGAGUACGCCACACCCAUCGUGAUUGACAUAGCAAGCCACCUAUCAGGGAGCUCCUUGCUGAGCCAGCCACCCACAGUCUCCAGCUUCAUGGGCCGUGGCCCUGCCUCCCUACUCACGCGGACAGACAGUGGGCAAUCGGGUAGGUCAAUGUACGACACGCCCAAGAGUACAGGACAGGCCACGCCCACUGAGGAUCUAGCCUAUCAGGUGCCUCAGAGCAGCUCUCAGAAGCCAGCGGGGCAGAGCUGAAGGGGUGGAGUGAGGACUGUGAUUGACGGGGCCGUAACCAUAAACCACAUCCCCUAUGGACAGAGAGAGGGGGAUGUAAAACCUGGGUCUGAGUCUGUAAAAAACACACUGCCUUCAAGUUAGUUCACUUGGUAUGUGAGUGUGUCUACACAGGAGUCUGUAUGUACAGUAUGUGUGUGUUUACAUAUACAUGCGUGGCCGGAGAGUGCUAGCAUAGUGCCAUAUCAGUCUUAUCACUGAAACCACAAAGAUGAAUGUCUACAUGAAAGAGGAGAGAUGGAGAGCUCACUACUGUUUCAGCCAGGCUUAAUCCACUCUGUCAGUGUGUCUUCAUUUUAUGUUUAGUCAAACUGUGAGUUUAUAUUCCUUUCAUGUGUUAGGUUCUCUGAAAUGGUUGCCUUCGAUAGAAAGGCCAUGUUUCUACCACUAAUGUGUUCUAAUAGGUGACCUUUGUCCUUUAUGAAAACACUAUGUCAUUUUUACUACGGUACGCUUUGAUUGGAGGCUUUUAGAUCUGUUAGUUCUCAAUCAGAUCUCUUAACUUUUGAAUUUAACCAAUCACCUUUGUACAUAAAUCUAGAGUGAAAUCCACACCAAAAACCUGUGCUCAAGUUACUCAAAAUGAUUUUAUUUUAUUUAUUUUUCUUUCAUAAUUCCUGCUGAAAAGGACAUACUCUCACUUGAAUGUUCCCAACCAUUAUGGACAGCGGUGACGAAUCCGCUUCCACGAGGAAGGCAUCAAAUAAUGAUGGUUGCACUGUUUUCAUGGUUACACUGUUGUCAUGGACACCUUGCCUCACGUGACACUGGUUGGUGACAGGUCAAAAAAAGACCCCAUACACAAAGUUUAGGUGCCAUUUGUGUUCGCCUGAUUGGAUUCACACACUGCCAGAUUAGGGCCAGUGACUUGAGGCAGAAUCCGCUGUCAUGGUGAGCCAAGAGAGGAGCUGCCCAACUGAAGGGCUGAGUUCUCCACAGUAUGUCAGUGAGACUAAAUGUUUCCUUGUGUUUUACUAUUAUGCAUCAUAUAGCCAUGCAUGCAAAUAUGGCCACUGUCUGUAAGUUCACACAGAAUCCAGAGGUUGUAGGAUGUCUGUGUGUGCUAGUUAGAAGAAGCUCCAGCCAAACCCUGUCCCGGGGCCCACCCUGGGUGCAAGUUUUUAUUUUUUUUCCCUUGCACCACACAGCGGGUUGAAAUAAGUUUGGGGAAACCCUGGUGUAGGUCACCUCGUCAGCCUUAAAGAGCUGUGUGUAGGUCAUGGAUCCUGUCAAAGAUGGUCCGGAGAGGAAACAACACUAGUGACUGGUCAGCAUACUGAAUAUGUAUCAAUAUGUACAGAAACACUUCAAAUUCCAAUAUACAGUAUGUGUGUGAAUGUGCAUCUGUGUCUGAAUUACUCUCCUGUGUGUAUUUCUUGGACAUUGUUUGUCUCUACUGUGAUUGCUGUGUUUCGUGUGUGUGUGUGUACGUGAUGACUUUCCUUAUUGUCUUUGUGCGAGUAGCUGUGUCUGUUGAACCUUUGUAUCGGUGUAUCUUUGUAUGGCAGUCCUAAAGAGAGCAUCUGUGUGAAGCUAGCUAUGUCUGUAUGUCUGUCCCGAUGAGUGUACUGUAUCUGUGUUUAAUUAGUCAUAUCUAUAGUAAUGGAUGUGAGGAGAUCAUUUGUCAGCUCACUCCCUGUUCUGAACACCAAAUCUGAUCCUGGACCAGUUUAACUUGUGUGUUGUUAAAGGUUAGGACAUCAGUAAGGAAGGCUGGCCCUAGGUCAGUGUGCGUGUUUCUGUGAGUUCACAGAUUGUACAAAGAGAAAUAAAGACAUUUGAAAAUAAGUAAUAAAAAA
Messenger RNA from Oncorhynchus mykiss (rainbow trout), 4286 nucleotides. RefSeq names its product discoidin, CUB and LCCL domain containing 2 (gene dcbld2). The record is from RefSeq and is a predicted model, not a curated record. Gene Ontology annotation, biological process: wound healing. NCBI's taxonomy places the organism in Eukaryota, Metazoa, Chordata, Actinopteri, Salmoniformes, Salmonidae. Gene Ontology annotation, molecular function: signaling receptor activity. Gene Ontology annotation, cellular component: plasma membrane.